Messenger RNA from Saccharomyces eubayanus, 2586 nucleotides. RefSeq names its product karyopherin beta (gene KAP95). Bases 1 to 2586 code for a protein of 861 amino acids. The record is from RefSeq and is a predicted model, not a curated record. Gene Ontology annotation, biological process: protein import into nucleus. NCBI's taxonomy places the organism in Eukaryota, Fungi, Ascomycota, Saccharomycetes, Saccharomycetales, Saccharomycetaceae. Gene Ontology annotation, cellular component: cytoplasm; nucleus. Gene Ontology annotation, molecular function: nuclear import signal receptor activity; small GTPase binding. The transcript has a single exon.
AUGUCCACUACUGAAUUUGCUCAACUAUUAGAAAACAGUAUUUUGAGUCCCGACCAAAACGUCCGGUUGACCAGUGAAACUCAAUUAAAGAAACUGUCCAAUGAAAACUUCUUACAGUUUGCUGGGCUUUCCUCGCAAGUACUUAUCGAUGAAAAUACAAAGUUAGAAGGUCGUAUUUUAGCGGCGUUAACUCUGAAGAACGAACUGGUUUCCAAAGAUUCCAUCAAGACUCAGCAAUUUGCCCAGCGUUGGAUCGCGCAAGUCAGCCCUGAUGCCAAGGCUCAAAUUAAAGCCAACGCCCUCACUGCGUUGGUCUCCAUAGAACCCCGUAUAGCAAACGCUGCAGCUCAAUUGAUCGCUGCUAUAGCAGACAUCGAGUUGCCCCAUGGCGCAUGGCCAGAUUUGAUGAAAAUCAUGGUCGACAAUACGGGCGCUGAACAAUCAGAAAAUGUUAAGAGAGCUUCCUUACUGGCUCUAGGUUAUAUAUGUGAAAGCGCAGACCCUCAGAGCCAAGCCUUGGUUUCUUCAUCAAACAAUAUCUUAAUUGCUAUAGUCCAAGGUGCCCAGUCCACAGAAACUUCCAAAUCAGUUAGACUGACAGCUUUGAAUGCUCUUGCAGAUUCUUUGAUUUUCAUCAAGAACAAUAUGGAACGUGAAGGUGAAAGAAACUACCUCAUGCAAGUCGUCUGCGAGGCCACUCAAGCUGAAGACAUAGAAGUUCAAGCCGCCGCCUUUGGUUGUCUGUGUAAAAUCAUGUCAUUAUACUAUACGUUCAUGAAACCUUAUAUGGAACAAGCCCUAUAUGCCCUAACCAUAGCCACCAUGAAGUCUCCAAACGAUAAAGUAGCUUCCAUGACUGUGGAGUUCUGGUCCACUAUUUGUGAAGAAGAAAUCGAUAUUGCUUACGAACUGGCCCAAUUCCCUCAAUCUCCCCUACAAAGUUAUAACUUCGCCUUGUCGUCCAUCAAAGAUGUUGUUCCAAACCUCUUGAAUCUUUUAACGAGACAAAAUGAAGACCCAGAAGAUGAUGACUGGAACGUUUCCAUGUCUGCGGGUGCGUGCUUACAACUAUUCGCUCAAAAUUGUGGUAACCACAUCUUGGAACCUGUGUUGGAAUUUGUCGAACAAAACAUUACCGCUGAUAACUGGAGACAUCGUGAGGCUGCCGUAAUGGCUUUUGGUUCCAUCAUGGAUGGUCCUGACAAAGUUCAAAGAACUUAUUACGUCCAUCAAGCUUUACCAUCCAUCUUAAACUUGAUGAACGAUCAAUCCUUACAAGUCAAAGAAACUACGGGUUGGUGUAUCGGUAGAAUUGCCGAUUCCGUCGCCGAAUCCAUUGACCCUCAACAACAUCUACCAGGUGUUGUUCAGGCUUGUUUGAUUGGUCUACAAGAUCAUCCUAAAGUGGCCACAAACUGUUCUUGGACCAUCAUCAAUUUGGUGGAGCAAUUAGCAGAAGCCGUUCCAUCUCCAAUAUACAACUUCUAUCCUGCUCUCGUGGCCGGCUUAAUCAGUGCAGCCAAUAGAGCAGACAACGAGUUCAAUGCUCGUGCCUCUGCUUUUUCCGCUUUAACCACGAUGGUAGAAUACGCCACUGACACUGUAGCUGAAACAUCUGCUUCCAUUUCCACCUUUGUCAUGGACAAACUGGGACAAACAAUGAGCAUUGACGAAACUCAAAUAUCAUUAGAAGACGCGCAAAGUUUACAAGAAUUACAAUCCAACGUUUUGACUGUUCUAGCUGCCGUCAUCAGAAAGAGCCCAAGCAGUGUUGAACCUGUUGCUGACAUGCUCAUGGGUCUGUUUUUUAAGUUAUUGGAAAAGAAAGACUCUGCAUUCAUUGAAGACGAUGUGUUUUAUGCUAUUUCAGCUUUAGCUGCUUCUUUGGGUAGGGGAUUUGAAAAAUACUUAGAAACAUUUUCUCCCUAUUUAUUAAAGGCAUUAAACCAAGUGGACUCGCCUGUGUCAAUUACUGCUGUGGGUUUUAUUGCGGAUAUCUCAAACUCAUUAGAAGAGGACUUUAGAACGUAUUCAGAUGCAAUGAUGAACGUCUUGGCUCAAAUGAUUUCCAAUCCAAAUGCUAGAAGAGAACUGAAACCAGCCGUCUUGAGUGUCUUUGGUGAUAUCGCUUCCAAUAUAGGUGCUGAUUUCAUCCCAUACUUGAAUGAUAUCAUGGCAUUAUGCGUUGCUGCACAGAAUACCAAGCCUGAAAACGGUACAUUAGAAGCUUUGGACAACCAAAUAAAAGUACUAGAAGCAGUGCUAGAUGCUUAUGUAGGUAUAGUCGCAGGUCUCCAUGAUAAGCCGGAGGCUUUAUUCCCAUACGUCGGUACCAUCUUCCAAUUCAUUGCCCAAGUCGCAGAAGAUCCUCAGUUAUAUAGCGAGGAUACCACCUCAAGAGCUGCAGUUGGGAUGAUAGGUGAUAUAGCUGCUAUGUUCCCAGACGGUUCAAUCAAACAGUUUUAUGGACAAGACUGGGUUAUUGAUUACAUCAAAAGAACAAGAAGUAGCCAGUUGUUUAGUCAAUCUACAAAAGACACUGCAAGAUGGGCCAGAGAGCAACAAAAACGUCAAUUGUCUUUAUAG